GCUGCUGUCCCCUGGGUGACAUGAGGCGGUUCCUCCCUCCGGUCACCCUUCUGCUCGGGGUCCUGCUGUUUCUAGGGUUAUCCAGGGUCACCCAUGCUACCCGCCGAGGCACGGAGGGUCCCCGAGAACCCAGGGAAGAGGCCCCUGGACAAGGAGCAAACGGGUCUCACCAGCUUCACCACCACGUAAAACGCUACCUCUUACCACGCACGCCCCCUUUCCAGGAGCCUGAACCAGAUUUCAAAGUUGUCAACUGCAAGAAAAGCGAAGGCAAGUGUCAAAAAUACUGUAACUACAUGGAACUACAACUAGGCUACUGCUUCAAGACCAAAGACGCCUGCUGUUUACCUCAGAACUGAGGUUGUUGACACAGAAGACGAAGCUUGUCCACUGCCUCCCCCGGCCGUCAGCGCAGAAGCAGGUGUCUGGAGAAGGGACUGGGGAGGCCCUGAGCUUUGCUGUCUGUGCCAGCCGUCUGAACAUUUUACUGCAGCAGAAGGAAAGAUGAAAACUGGCUACACGUGGUCUUAUGGAUGCGAUCUUAGAGAAGGUGCCUUAGCUUGAGAUGUGCAGUAUCUUCCAAAUCACACAAUUUUUGCUGAUAAAUGUGGGUGUAAUAAACUUUCAUAGGAAAGCA
Camelus dromedarius (Arabian camel) is the source of this 637-nucleotide messenger RNA. RefSeq names its product sperm-associated antigen 11B-like. Lineage: Eukaryota; Metazoa; Chordata; Mammalia; Artiodactyla; Camelidae. The transcript is spliced from 3 exons. The coding region runs from base 21 to 359 and encodes 112 amino acids. Gene Ontology annotation, biological process: antimicrobial humoral immune response mediated by antimicrobial peptide. The record is from RefSeq and is a predicted model, not a curated record. Gene Ontology annotation, cellular component: extracellular region.